Messenger RNA from Conger conger (European conger), 1741 nucleotides. RefSeq names its product otolin 1b (gene otol1b). The record is from RefSeq and is a predicted model, not a curated record. Gene Ontology annotation, molecular function: protein binding. NCBI's taxonomy places the organism in Eukaryota, Metazoa, Chordata, Actinopteri, Anguilliformes, Congridae. The transcript has 7 exons. Bases 1 to 1536 code for a protein of 511 amino acids.
AUGACCUCGCAGCGCCUGAGCGGAACACUGUCCUCCAAUCAGCAUCACCCGCUGCAGCCGUCCUAUCAGAGCGCAGAUCAGCCCGACCAUUUCCUCCCAGAGCAGGGGACCGACAGCAGCACGACACCUGCCUGCAGAAAACCCCACAGGGCUCUGGGGCACUCGGGUCGUGAGGUAAAAUCAGACCGGUGGUUCUGGAAGUUUCUGAGCUCUGUGAGGUACCGUCGGGCCGGGGCGUGCGGAGACAGAUCAGCGGCUCCUCCCGGAGACAGUAAGAUGCUGGUCUCUCUUCGCGGGGUGCUCCUGGUAGUGGUGGUUUUGGCGACUCUGGUGUGGGACACCCCCCCCACCACAGACAGCACCUACCCCAGCGACUACUACCCCGACUACCACAUAGACAGCCCAGCGCCCCCUGGGGUCAGCCAAGACAACUACACCCUGGACUACAACGAGUGCUACUUCAACUUCUGCGAGUGUUGCCCCCCCGAACAUGGACCCCCAGGGCCGAUGGGAGACAGAGGACCCCCAGGUGUGGCAGGUGAACUGGGAGAGAUGGGCCCCCCAGGAAUCACAGGUCCCCCAGGCCCCUCUGGCCCUCCCGGAGAGAGGGGUGCCAAAGGAGACAAAGGUGAACAAGGAAAGGCUGGAAUGCCGGGAACUGCUGGAGUUUUCGGAAAACCUGGAGAGAAAGGUGGCCAGGGCUCCAGGGGGGAGAGAGGAGCCCCAGGGCCGAAGGGGGAGCAGUGUGUGAACGGCACCAAGGGCGAGAAGGGGGAGGCAGGUCAGGGCGGGGCGGCGGGGCCCCAAGGCCCGCCAGGAGAAAAGGGCGACUCUGGAAAUAAGGGGGACUGCGGGUUUUUUGGGGACAGAGGACCGAGGGGGGACCCCGGCCCCCCAGGGCCGAGGGGAGAGGGGGGCCCCCCGGGGGUGAACGGGGCCCCGGGGCCCUCUGGGGUGGGGGGGAGUCCGGGUAAACCGGGGGUCCCGGGGCUGAACGGGGACCCGGGCCGGAGGGGGCCGGUGGGCCCGCCGGGGGGGCGGGGGAGGACCGGCCCGAAGGGGGAGCGCGGCCCCCCAGGAGGGAGAGGCGACCGGGGGCUGCGCGGGCUGAAGGGGGCCAGCCAGGCGGGGGAGCGCUCUGGCUUCAGCGUGGGGCUGUUCCCCAGCAAGUCCUUCCCCCCGCCCGGCUUCCCCAUCCGCUUCGACAAGGUCUUCUACAAUGGCGAGGAGCACUACAACGCCACCGCCAGCAAGUUCAACUGCUCGCUGCCCGGCGUGUACGUGUUCGCGUACCACCUGACGGUGCGGAACCGGCCGCUGCGCGCGGCGCUGGUGGUGAACGGCGUGCGGAGGCUGCGCACACGCGACUCCCUGUACGGCCAGGACAUCGACCAGGCCUCCAACCUGGUGCUGCUGCGUCUGGCGGCCGGGGACCAGGUGUGGCUGGAGACGCUGCGCGACUGGAACGGGGCCUACUCCAGCAGCGAGGACGACAGCACCUUCUCCGGCUUCCUGCUCUACCCCGACAGGCCCUGACCAAUCACAGACUCCCAUCUUAAAGCCCUGACCAAUCACAGACUCCCAUCUUAAAGCCCUGACCAAUCACCCACUCCCAUCUUAAAGCCCUGACCAAUCACAGACUCCCAUCUUAAAGCCCUGACCAAUCACAGACUCCCAUCUUAAAGCCCUGACCAAUCACAGACUCCCAUCUUAAAGCCCUGACCAAUCACCCACUCCCAUC